Messenger RNA from Auanema sp. JU1783, 498 nucleotides. Lineage: Eukaryota; Metazoa; Nematoda; Chromadorea; Rhabditida; Rhabditidae. The record is from the annotation of a GenBank genome assembly.
AUGUCUUCUGCUGCUAAAGAAGAUUUGCUGAAGACUGAUAACUUAGAAGGUUUGAAAGAAGGAGAGAUUUUUGUGGAUAAGGAGACGGGAAAGAAAUACCGUGUUAAGAAAACUAUACUUCCUCAUUACUCAUCUUCUGGACCUCAUGGGCUUGGCGACCCUGAUGAUAGAACUCUUCGUAAAAUAGAGGCAGAUGUUAUUAUUCCUAAUAGAAUGAAUGCGCGGAUUGAGAAAAUUGAUUGUCGAACGCAGUACUUAGAUUUGGUGAAAUGUAUGCAAGAUGAUGGAGCUGUCAAAGGCUUACAAUCAUGCAAACCAUCCUUGGCUAUAUUCAAUAAAUGCAAAUUUGAUAAGUUCCAUGAUACUGAAUUCCGAAGCCAUAUGACGAAUGAGUAUUUAACUGAACGUUCCGAAGCUCGUCGGACAGGAAUGACUUCCCGACAAAGAAAGUUAGAAGAAUUUAGACAAUGGAAGAAAGAUAACACCAGUUCCAACUAA